Messenger RNA from Pyrus x bretschneideri (Chinese white pear), 1649 nucleotides. RefSeq names its product OVARIAN TUMOR DOMAIN-containing deubiquitinating enzyme 9. The coding region runs from base 245 to 1342 and encodes 365 amino acids. Gene Ontology annotation, biological process: protein deubiquitination. NCBI's taxonomy places the organism in Eukaryota, Viridiplantae, Streptophyta, Magnoliopsida, Rosales, Rosaceae. Gene Ontology annotation, molecular function: cysteine-type deubiquitinase activity. The transcript has 11 exons. The record is from RefSeq and is a predicted model, not a curated record.
UUUCACUCUGUUUCAGGUUCCCUCUGCGAAAAGCGAGCCGUAUUUAACCCCAACGGGAUUUUUCGAUUUCUACAAAACACGCCAAAUCCAACGGCGGUUUCCAGUUUCAACAAACACUUUCUUAUCUUCCUCCCCCGGUGGCGCUUGCGUUCACGACCCCUUCCGUUUGGCUCCCAAGAUUCUUCCGGCCCCCGUAAUUUGGAUUCAAAGGUACUUCAGGAGCAAAGGUAGUGUUGCUAGAUAGAUGUUAAACGAGCAGAUGAAGACAUAUAACCUUGAUCCCGACGUGCUUCGCUGGGGUCUCCAUCUCUUGGAUGUUUGCACAUUGUCGAAUGAUAAUUCUCAUAGUACUGUUACGCAAUACGACCAGGAUUUUAGUCAAGUAGAGUAUGUUAGAGAAGGUUAUGUUGAGCCUUGUAUUGUGGAGAAUGAUGAGAUUAUAGCUUAUGCUUAUCAAGAAGAGUUGUCGAGGCUCGCUUCUGUAGAAACGUCAGGAGCUACUGGUUAUGGAGAAGGGCAGUUGGAAGCGUCAAUCAUUGCGCAGGAUUGGCUUGGUCCAUCAAAUAGGCACAGUGGUACUGGGCUUGAAAAUGUUCAGGAUGCAGUAAAUGAUUUCGGCACAAAUAUGGACACCGAUGAUUAUAGACAUAAUCAACAUGGGGUGGAUGAUCCAAGGAGAAAUGGAAACGAGUUAGCAAGUGAUCACUGCGAAGGAGAAUACUCAAUUAAUGGGGAAGACUUUUUGCAUUCACUGGAAAUAACAGAUGAAUUUUCUCUUGAUGGUGAAGUAGGGAGAAGAUUGAAUCAGAUGGCUUCUGUACCUCAUGUUCCUAAAACGAAUGAAAAAUUACCCUCGGAGGAUGAACAGUUAUCAGAUCAUCAGAGGCUUUUGGAUAGGCUGCAGUUGUAUGAUUUGGUGGAGUGUAAGGUCCAGGGAGAUGGUAACUGUCAGUUUCGUGCUUUAUCAGAUCAACUAUAUCGUUCUCCUGACUACCAUGGUGUUGUAAGAGACCAAAUUAUUCAACAGCUGAUGAGUCACCCUGAAAUGUACGAGGGUUACGUUCUAACGGGUUAUGUUGAUUAUCUAAACAAGAUGAGCAAGAACGGUGAAUGGGGUGAUCAUGUCACAUUGCAGGCUGCCGCAGAUUCGUAUGGUGUCAAGAUAGUUGUAAUAACUUCUUUCCGAGAUACAUGUUACAUUGAAAUCCUUCCGCACAUUCAAAAGUCCAAUAGAGUUAUCUGCUUGAGCUUUUGGGCCGAAGUGCAUUACAAUUCGAUUUAUCCCCAAGGAGAACUUCCUCCGCCCAGCUUAAGGAAAAAGAAGAAAUGGUGGAACCUUUGAAACCAGGAAUCCACAUCUGCAACGAGUCUUUGUUUUCUGUUGAGGAAGCUUCAGUGUCGCAUUGACGUUCUCUAUCUUUGGCUCCCUGGAGCGGGGGGCAGAAUGGCGUUCCUUUGCUUGUUUCUGCUCUGCAUUUGCACCGGCAGCUGAUUCUUAACCAACUCCCUUGUACAUGUUAUAUCUUCUUUGAUUUAGAUGGUUUUUUGCUUUUAACAUACCUUUGAUAUAUAGAGGAUUUGUCCUUCCUUUCUGUAAAUAAAUUCAUCGUUUUUAUUCUUAAUUAUAGUAAAUCUUUCUUUCCAUUCAA